AUGGAGACAGCAACAGCACAGCCACAAGGGGCUGUACUGGAAUACAAGGGUGUUUUAUCCGGAGGUCACCAAGGGUGGGUCACCUCCAUCUCAACUCCAUCAGAUCCAACUGUAAACACCAUCAUUUCGGCGUCCAGAGACAAAAAGGUUAUGAUUUGGCAGUUGUAUGAUGAGGAAAUUAAUGGCAAGUCUGGGAUUUCAAAGCUUGCACUGAAGGGGCACAACCAAACAGUACAGGAUGUAUUCAUGUCCAGCGAUGGUCUAUUUGCUUUAUCAGGAUCCUGGGACAAAACUCUCCGCCUUUGGGAUUUAGUAAGGGGAGAGACUGUAAGAUCAUUUACCGGUCAUAAGUCCGACGUAAAUAGCGUGGCGUUUAGCCCAGAUAAUCGCCAGAUAGUUUCGGGUAGUAGGGACAAAACCAUAAAGCUAUGGAAUACACUGGCAGAUUGUAGGCAAACAAUCGUAGAUCAGCAGCAUACUGAUUGGAUUUCUUGCGUCAGAUUUUCUCCAUCUGCCAACGAGCCAACCAUAGUUUCUGGAGGUUGGGAUAAAAAGGUUAAGGUAUGGGACCUUUCCACUUGCAAAUUGAAGAGAGAUUUGUUGGGGCAUCAAGGAGUGGUAUACUCUGUUACAGUGUCUCCAGAUGGGUCUCUCUGCGCCUCUGGCGGUAGGGAUGGCGUAGCUAUGUUGUGGGACGUAUUUAAGGGUAAACACCUCUACUCGCUAGAGUCUGGAUACACAAUAAACGCCUUGUGUUUCUCUCCAUGCAAUUAUUGGCUAUGUGCUGCAACAGAUAGAUCCAUUAAGGUGUGGGAUUUGGAAAACAAGAAUGUACUGGCGGAAUUGGUACCGGAGAGGCAACAGAAAAUUGGCCUCCCUUGGUGCGUCUCGCUCUCCUGGUCUGCCGAUGGACGGACCCUAUUUGCAGGGUCUACCAAUGGUAAUAUCUACGUCUACCAAGUGGGCUUGAACUAUAGUUACUUAACUACUUAA
Messenger RNA from Babesia microti strain RI, 993 nucleotides. Its product is annotated as guanine nucleotide-binding protein subunit beta-2-like 1 protein. The transcript is spliced from 3 exons. Gene Ontology annotation, cellular component: nucleus; cytosol. The record is from RefSeq and is a predicted model, not a curated record. Bases 1 to 993 code for a protein of 330 amino acids. Gene Ontology annotation, molecular function: protein kinase C binding; ribosome binding; translation regulator activity. NCBI's taxonomy places the organism in Eukaryota, Apicomplexa, Aconoidasida, Piroplasmida, Babesiidae. Gene Ontology annotation, biological process: rescue of stalled cytosolic ribosome; positive regulation of protein phosphorylation.